CAAGAAAUAUAACAGUUGACGAGAAAAGAAUAUUCAAAAUUGAGCAGUUCCCCUUCCCCUCUAUGAAUUUGAAAUGUAGUAGUUAGUACUCCAUCUCCUCUAUGAAUUUAGGUAGCUUCAAAUUUUCAUAGCUCAUCUCUCUCUGAAAAAUGCGUCCCCAUCUCUUCCCAACCUCCUUUCUAAUCUUUAUGUUCGUGAUCUUCAUUUUACUUCACGCCCCUAAAUGUCUUUGUGCCGAUGAUGAGCAAUUUAUGGCCUGCCGUGAUCAGUUCCUUCGGUGUGGAAACCUUAGGAGCAUUGUCUAUCCUUUCUGGGGAGAGAAUCGACCUGAGUACUGUGGUUACCCAGGUUUCGAGCUAAGUUGCCAAGAAAAUGCCACACUGCUCAAAAUUCUGUCAACAACAUACCGAGUGCUAGGAAUCGAAAACACAGCACAGACUCUCACAGUUGCUAGAGAGGAUUUCUGGAAUAAUGUUUGUCCAAGAAAUCUCUAUAAUGCUACCUUGGAUUCCAAUCUCUUCAGCUAUUCUUCCGAUACCCAGAACUUGACUCUGUACUAUGGUUGCCCUUUGACUCCGGGCCAAACACAACCGGUACUGUCUAACGUUUUGAUUGCACAAUGAACGGUAAUAGCAGCAACGUCGGCUAUUAUGUGUCCUAUUCAAGCACCAAUAGCAAUAGUGAAGCGUCAACGUGCAGUAACAUAACCAUAGUUCAAGUUUAUCAAUCAGCAGUUGAUAAUUUAACUAGCACUCCACCUUCAAUAAGUAUUGAAGCAGCUCUUGACGGUGGUUUUGGGUUGCUGUGGAAGACAAAUGAUACAUCCUGCAGCCAAUGUAUCCAAUCUGGUGGGCAAUGUGGGCAUGAUUCAAUUUCCAAUUUGUUUACAUGCUACUGCGCGGAUCAACCUUAUUCAUCGGUGUGUAAUGGGACUCAAAGCGGAACUGUCAUGAAGUGGUGGAAAUGGUUUGCCAUCGCGUUUGGAGGAGCUCUAGUUACAAUUUUAUUCUGCUACUUUUGCUAUUUAAGAUUAAGAAGGGUAAAAAAAGAUAAGAAAAAAACAAAAAUAUUGUUUGAGCUCGGAGUUCCUACAAAAUAUAAGGACACCAAGAAGGACCAUGAGUUGCAAGUAUUCAACUUCCAAAGCAUAGUGGUUGCUACAAACAAUUUUUCAGAUAAAAAUAAGCUUGGAGAGGGUGGUUUUGGACCUGUUUAUAAGGGAAACUUUCCUGAUGGACAAGUCGUGGCCAUAAAAAGGCUUUCAAGGAGUUCAGGACAAGGAUUAGUGGAGUUCAAGAAUGAGAUUUUACUCAUUGUCAAGCUCCAACACAAUAAUCUUGUUAGGCUUUUGGGAUGUUCCAUUGAAGGGGAUGAAAAGCUGCUAAUCUAUGAGUACAUGCCCAAGAAAAGCCUGGAUUCCUUCUUAUUCGUGGUGACAUGUCUCCGGAGUAUGCAAUGGAGGGUAUUUUUUCAAUUAAGUCUGACGUGUUUAGCUUUGGAGUGUUGUUGCUUGAGAUUAUAAGUGGGAAGAAGAAUCAUAGUUGCUAUCAUUCUGAACGCCCACUCAACCUUAUAGGAUAUGCAUGGGAAUUGUGGAGAGAAAAUAGAGGAUUAGAGCUUGCAGACCCAACAUUGGACAAUUUAUUUCAAGGUAAUGAAGUGCUGAGAUGCAUUCAUGUAGGUCUCGUAUGUGUACAAGAUAAUCCAAUAGAUAAACCAACCAUGUCAGAUGUUGUUUUUAUGCUCACUAAGGAAACUGCACCACUUUCUACACCAAAACAACCAACCUUUUUCAUUGGUGGGAAUGUGCUAGAGGCAGAUACUUCCCAAGGCAUGGGAAAUAUUUGUUCUUUGAAUGAUGUAACAAUUUCAGAGAUGGAAGCUAGGUAAAGGUACCAAUGGUUUCUGGACCAAACAUAUUUGCAGUAUGUAUCUGACUCUGUUUAUAAGGUAGUUUAGAUUAGUCAUCUUUUUUUAUUUUAUCUUAGGAUAUCUUAUUUCUCAAUCACUAUUAGUUUUUGUAGAUUUGAAA
This is a messenger RNA of Cornus florida, 2032 nucleotides long. RefSeq names its product receptor-like serine/threonine-protein kinase SD1-7. NCBI's taxonomy places the organism in Eukaryota, Viridiplantae, Streptophyta, Magnoliopsida, Cornales, Cornaceae. The transcript has 6 exons. The record is from RefSeq and is a predicted model, not a curated record. Gene Ontology annotation, molecular function: protein serine/threonine kinase activity. Bases 1438 to 1890 code for a protein of 150 amino acids. Gene Ontology annotation, biological process: protein phosphorylation.